AUGGGUCGUACUGUCGACCAAGAGGUACACGCGGCGUUUGUCGAAUUCCGCGCCAAGGAAGAUGACAAGGUGCGUUGCGUUGUGUAUUUCUGUCUCUCCGUUCAGUGUAUCUACUGCCAACAAAUUCGUGCAAAGAACACCUCGCGCCAGAAACAACAUCUUCUUGAAUGUCCCGGUCUGCGCGGUCACCCUAACGCGCCGCAGCCUUCCCAGCCCGCCCAGGCCGCCCCCAACGGAAUCGGCCCUCCCAAUGGCUACCCUGGAACUCCAAAUGGCCCGACAGCGACCCCGUCAGGACCAUCCGGUCCUGGUACUAUUCCAGCACCCAAUGGCACCCUCAUGACCAAUGGUGUCAAUCCUCAUGCCACCCCAUUGCAGGCUCCGCUGCAGGCCCUCCAAAAUCGCGCCGCGAUGGCUACCCCAGUACAGGCAACCGGCCCUCCCUCGGCGCCGCCAAGUGCCGCGUCCCGGCCGACUCCAAAGCCAAAGUCGAAGAACUCGACUUCAAGCUUGCCUGCGCCUCCGCUCGAUGACGUACACGCAGCUUUUGUCGAGUUCCGCGCUAAGGAAGAAGACAAGUGCCUGUCUGUGCAAUGUAUUUACUGCCAGCAAGUCCGUGCAAAGAACACCAGUCGCCAGCGCCAGCACUUGCUCGAAUGCCCAACGUAUCUCAGUGUCAUGAAAGACUCAAUUCCCGCCAACAACCUGCUCCACACAUUCCCUGAAGGCGAUGUCGCCCGCUCACUACAGAUCCCUGCGCCCACGCUGGAGCUGGACUUCCGCAUGAGCAUCAAAAUGAACCCGAAGGUGAACGUCGGUGCCGGUAUUUGGGGUCAACGUGAAUGGGUAUCGUUUAUCGGCGGUCAAUGGGCUGGCCGGUGGGGCAAGGGAAUUGUUUUGCCCGGUGGUCAAGAUACCCAGCUUGUGACCAAGGACUCAGCUACCAAUCUGAGCGCCAGUUUUAUGCUUCAGACAGUCGAUGACCCACCAGCAUUCAUUGUUGUUCGCACAGAUGGCUGGUUGACGGGCGCCAAAGAUGUACUCGAGAAGGUCAUUGAUUCUAAUAUGGCAGAUGGCGUCAACCCGGGCAGCUAUAAGUAUCGCGUCAACCUUUCCAUGGAGACCGGUGAUGAGCGGUACACAUUCUUAAACACGUUGAUGUGGAUCGGUAGCGGUUGCCGCAGAGGACAUGAGGUCAUCUUCGACUCGUUCCGUGUCAACUAG
Molecule: messenger RNA, 1224 nt
Organism: Penicillium soppii
Lineage: Eukaryota; Fungi; Ascomycota; Eurotiomycetes; Eurotiales; Aspergillaceae
Product: DUF3237 domain-containing protein
Exons: 5
Coding region: 1-1224 (407 amino acids)
Source: RefSeq, a predicted model, not a curated record